GAUUCCGUUCUUGAAAGGGCGCUAGGAAAGGCUCUGCAGGGGUGGUGGCCGGCCGGAAGGAAAAUGCUGCCGCAGCCUCACUCUUGCCAGAGGGUGGGCCCCGAGGGCCUUGGCUUCCCGGCUUCUGAGAGAUGUGGCUUCUAGUGAGACCUUCCCCGGUCCACGACCAGCCGUGAGCUCCUGGGCGCCUCCGUGGGGUGGAGAUGCAGAGAAGAACCUGGAGCUGGGGCGGGGUGGACGUCGCGGAGCACGCGGAAGAGGAGGGCGCGGAGCCCCUGAGACCAGCAUGAUUGCUGUUGACAACUUCUUCAAAAAUCUCUGGAGAAGAAAAUUCCAUGACCUUCCUUGAUAAUUAUUUUUGCUGUAGUUAUAGUCAUGAAAGUGAAUCUCUGGUGGUUUGUGAUGUUGCUGAAGAUCUAGUGGAGAAACUGAGAAAGUUUCGUUUUCGCAAAGAAACUAACAAUGCUGCUAUUAUAAUGAAGAUUGACAAGGAUAAACGGCUGGUAGUACUGGAUGAAGAGCAUGAGGGUAUUUCACCUGAUGAGCUUAAAGAUGAACUGCCUGAACGACAACCUCGCUUCAUUGUUUAUAGUUAUAAAUAUCAACAUGAUGAUGGAAGAGUUUCAUACCCUCUGUGUUUUAUUUUCUCUAGUCCUGUUGGGUGUAAGCCUGAGCAACAGAUGAUGUAUGCUGGGAGUAAGAAUAAGCUAGUUCAAACAGCUGAACUAACCAAGGUAUUCGAAAUAAGAAAUACGGAAGACCUAACUGAAGAAUGGUUAUGUGAGAAACUUGGAUUUUUCCACUAAAGUGAAUGUCCUAUUACUCUUAAGUAUUUAUGUACUAACCUGACUAUACUGGAACCAGACAUAAAUACUUUUUUAUGCCUAAAAAUGCACUGUUAUUUACAAUUUUAUUUCCUGCAGCAAAUAAAAAUCUCAGUUGUACAAAGUGUGUACAAAAGAGGAGAUUCUUCUUAUAGUAAUGAAAAUUUUAAAAGUGUUUCCUCAUAUUUGUAAUUGUUUAGUGGAAUACUUUUGCAGGGAAUUUUUGCACUCUUGUGACUAACUUCUAUUACUUUUGGUUCAGAAUUUGUUACUAUUUUCAGACACCAUUGGAAAGUGGGUAUUUUGCUUGUGAUAAGCAAAGGUUGCCUCCUUUUGACAAAUACUGGAUAUUAGCAUAGUGUUACUUGUCAGAUAUGUGAAACACAUUUAAAGGCUUGAAUGACCCAAAUUUGAGCCUAUAAAUAUGACUUUAGAGUAUCAUGUAUUCUAAGUCCUUUUUCGUUAAUUCUGGAACUUACUUAGUUUGCUACAUAUUCCUUUCAUAACCUCAAAUAUCCGUAAUUAUCAACCAAUAUUAAGUCCUAUUGCGUUAUAAACUUGAGUAUUUCCUGAUGUCAUUUGAGUGUUAGUCAUUUUAAACCUGUUAAUACUGUGCCUUUGAUUUGUUAGCUUUAAAAUUAUUCUUGAGAGUUUUACACUGCCAGUAAUCCAGACUUGGUGAAAUGAAUACUUUUGUAAAGGUCCAUGUAAAUGUUUUGUAGUGUCUAAUUCUAUAACUGAUAUUUCUAAUAAAACCAACUUCAUUUCUGUAAAUUCCAGCCAUUUUCCUGCAUUAGUGAAUACCUGGCAGUUGAAAGUUAGGACUUUGUAUGUGUCUGUGAUUUAGAUUUGUAUCAUAGGAAAGAAGUAUUGAUCUUGGUCGUAGUCAGCAAAAAUAAUGUCAGUCAAAUUCAUCUUGAUGCUAUAACACUUGGGUUAUCGGAAUGGCAUUCCAAGCUAAAUGAGUACUUGAAUAGUUAAGUUAUUCUUCAUAUAGGUCAUUAGCAUAAAUCCUAUUAUGAAGGGUAUUUUAAAAUGUCUUUUUAAAAUGUUUACUUUAAAACAUUUAAAAGUAGACAUUUUACAAAGACUUGCCAACACAUCCUCAAUCCGUAAUAUGACAACCAAGUAAAAUGAUUUUCUUAUAUCUCCAUCAUUUUCUUUAAAAAAUGAGCAGAAAGCCCUUUUGCAAUGGAUUCUAUUUAAUUCAUAAUUUCUGUCUUUCAAAUGUAUGUGCAACUAAAUUUAGAGGUGUUAAGAUUUUCUAAUAUUACUGAAUGAGAAUCUUUUGUGACCUAAAUAAUUUAUCAUGUGUCAUCCUUAAUAGGAAAGCAGGAAAUUAAAGGAAAGAGGAAAUAAGACAGAUGGAAAAAAGAGAGGAAAAAUUUUUGUUUUUCUGUUGUUGUUAAAGAGUAGUAAGGAUUCCUUCUUUCUUCCAGAUAAAAUAAUACUUCCACAAAAUUAAAAUUUUAUAAAUGUUUAUUUAAAUACACAAUUUUUGCUUUUUGGGACUCUUCAGAAAUGAAGUGUCACUUAAAUCAUAGGAUCAUGGAUCUAGAGAUGAUGGGAUUUCAGAGGCCAUCUUGUCCAACCUCUUCAUUUUAUAGAUGAGUAACCUGAAGCUGAGAGAAGUCAGUGACUGAAGUCACACCAUGAUCAUGGAAUUCUGGAAUCAGGAGGGUUAAAACCUCUAUGCUAAUAUUAAUUAGUGUAGGCAUAUUUUUGAUUAAAGAAGUAAUACUCUAUUGUCUCAGGUCACAGCAAUAAAAGGAAAUGAUGCUGUGAUCUUAAAAUAUAGGAAAUGUUUGUCUUUUAUACUAAGAUCCUUUAUACUUAUUGACCAUUUCUUUCAUUGUUUUCUAAUUGUGGCACUGGGUUGUGAUAAGUAAUCCAGAUUCUUUAGCCUGAUUUUUCCCUUUAUGACCCAUGGCAUACAUACAUUUAAAGGCAGCUAAUUGUAAGUUCAAUGGAAAUGAUAUUUUUGUCUUCUAUGAAAUUAACUUUAAUAACCGGUCAUUAAACCUGCAACCUUAGUCUCCUUAACACAGUGCUUCACUAGAGACACCUGAGCUAAAAUGUUCUCAAACUUUUGGCCAGAUUCCCCUUUGUUACUUCAUUAUUUUAUGGUUCUUUUUUCCAGAAAUAGAAUGAGCUGUAAAGGAACUAACAAGAAAAAAGCCAUGGUCCUCAUGGAUUUACAGGGGAAGUCCAUCAAACUUUUAAGGAACAAUUAAUACCAAUACUAGACAAAUUAUUCUCAAAAUUUGAAAAUGAAAGCAUUUUUUAGUGCCAAUACAUUUUGGGUUUCUUUUAAAAUGAUUUUCAUAGCACCUUCACAGGUUUGUUGAGAGGAUCAAAUGAGAUGUGUAUGAAAAACUUAGCAAACCUUAAGGCUCUUAUGUAAAUCUUAGCUAUUAUCAUAUGAUUACUAAAUUUCCAUUGUGACAGUUGUAUCUUUAUUCCUCUUUUUUCUUCCUCAAAGAGUUACCAUAGAAUUCCAUUUUAAAAUAUUUCCCACCUUCCAAAUAUAAACUGCACCCCUCUGGUUCAUAAUCUAAUUUUUAAACUUAAUAGUUCUUAAUCCUUCCCUCAUCUGGUAGCACUUUCAGACCUUGAGACCAUUGGGAAGAUUACGGAUCACACUUCAAGAAAUAACUGCCUCACAGGCAUGAUUUAAUUACUUGUCAUCUAAGUUAGCAUUUAUUUUAAAAUAGUUGGCCUUACUUAAUUUUUGCAUUAUUACAGUAAGAGUAUACUUGGUCAAGAUAGGACAAAUUAAUUAUCCCCUCCUAUAUUUAUUUUAUAUGGUAAAGUCACCUACAUUUGAAGAUUAUACAGUGCCUAGCACAUAGUAGGUGCUUAAUAAAUGAUUGGUGGAUGAUUGAUUAAUGUAUUGUAAUGCCAAAAUAUCCUCCAAGCAUUGUAUAGCAUUCUUCUUUUUCUGGUAUUAGAGCAAACCUAGGAAAGAGUCUCUUACCAAUUUAUUAUACUCAAUUUUAGGGUUUUUUUUAAGACAUCAGUUUUGUCUUAUUGUUUCUGGAAAUGUCUACUACAUGCCUAAUACAGUUAAGUACCCUCUUAUAUUUAAGCAAGUGUUGAUGCUAUUCCAAAUAUUUUUAUAGUACUAUUAAUAAUAGCCUUUGUAGCAAAAGGUCUCACAACACUUUUUCCCCUAAUAAAAACUCCUAUUGUGAGGAGUCAAACAGCCAUAAAAAGUUUUGUGCUCAGGUCUGAACCUGAAUAAAAUCUCUGGUAUUGGAAGAUUAUUACCAAGUUUGGUUUUGCUACUUAAAAAUUCAUUGAGUAAAUAAAGUUUGUGGGUUUGUUUUUAAGCUCUACUAAUUAAAAAUUGCUUGAUUAAUUUUCAGACAUAAGCAUAACUGUAAAUCAUUAACCAUAAAAUUGGGCUAAUGAUUUUGGAUAUUUUCAUAAAAGUUUAAAUGCUAGUAUUUGGUGGAAAUAGAGAAUAAUUCAUGUUUUUGUUAAUUCAGUAGAUAGGUGGAUUGUACUGGAAGCUGGUAUUUGAGCCAUCACAACUUAUCAUGUAAAGGUGAAUCUCAAACUUUAUUGGUCACAUUUAUUUAUAUUUGAGGAGGCAAAAUUGACCUUUUUUAAUAUGGUAACAAAGGGUCCCUUGUGAAAUGUAUUUAAGGAGAACUUUAGGUUGUUUCCUCUUAUACCUUCCUACACAUAAAAAUAAUUAGAUACCUGCAAUAUUUAGAUUUAAAGGACUGAAUUAAGUUUAAAUUGAAACUGCCAAUUUCUAUAGCCACAAAGAUUACUUGAACAUUUUGAGAACUCUGAUAUGCCAGGACAAGCUUCCAGUGAUAGAAAUGUUCUAAUACAACUUUAUUUUAUUAAGGAAACUUGAACUAUUAAGCUCAGUCUCAUCUAACAGUUUCAUGUAGUUGUUUAACCUCCUUACAUUGUGUCAGUCUUCGCUAUUUCAUUCUGCAUGUUUAUUUUAAAUGGUCUCUAGCUAAGCAUGAUGAGUGUAUUGGUUUAAAUAAAAUGUUAACAUGAAAGAA
Molecule: messenger RNA, 4852 nt
Organism: Trichosurus vulpecula (common brushtail)
Lineage: Eukaryota; Metazoa; Chordata; Mammalia; Diprotodontia; Phalangeridae
Gene: GMFB
Product: glia maturation factor beta
Exons: 9
Coding region: 336-806 (156 amino acids)
Biological process (GO): negative regulation of Arp2/3 complex-mediated actin nucleation; actin filament debranching
Cellular component (GO): actin cortical patch
Molecular function (GO): Arp2/3 complex binding; actin binding
Source: RefSeq, a predicted model, not a curated record